This is a messenger RNA of Neltuma alba, 2302 nucleotides long. RefSeq names its product rust resistance kinase Lr10-like. Gene Ontology annotation, molecular function: ATP binding; protein kinase activity. The transcript is spliced from 3 exons. Gene Ontology annotation, biological process: protein phosphorylation. Bases 974 to 2302 code for a protein of 442 amino acids. NCBI's taxonomy places the organism in Eukaryota, Viridiplantae, Streptophyta, Magnoliopsida, Fabales, Fabaceae. The record is from RefSeq and is a predicted model, not a curated record.
CAGAACUUGCAAGGCAUCAGAUGGACACAAGAACUGCUCUAGUUUAUGCGGAGAUCACGAUGUUAUCAAUCCUUUUCGGCUAAGAGAGUCUCCAGAGCAGUGUGGUGACCACAGGUACAGCCUAUCUUGCGAGCACAACGAAUUGGUAAUGUGCUGGCAAUCUGAGAGAUACAGUGUUGUGUCCAUUAAUUAUGAGAACUACACAAUCUGAGUGAGGGAUGCUAAUAUUCUAGAGUUGGAUUCCUCUUCCCUUCCUGAGUAUUCUUUAACAUAUGACAACUUUAGCGAUAUGGCUCCAUAUCGCGUCGGCUUUUAUGAGGAGUAUGAAGAUGGACAUGGGACGCGGCAUGAAUUGGGGAAAUAUAUGAUAUACGUAAGGUGUGAACAACCUGUGGAUUCCCCUCGGUUUGUGGACACAUCUCCUUGCUUCAAAAAUUCAAAUGGCUCUGUAGCUUCUUCUUCUUCAUAUUCGUACGUGAAUGUUGGCAGCGAAACUCUCAGUGACUUGGGGUUGGACGAUGAUUGUGGCGUAGAACUUAUAUAUAUGACGUCGGCGCCUGCUCCAAAGAACAACCAGUCUUGGUCCUGCACAGACAUCCACAAUAUGCUUCUUUCUGGCUUUGAACUUUCAUGGCUCAACAGUUUCUGCCCCAACUAUAGAGAACACGCAAUCUUACGUUUCCAUCAAGGAAAUAUGCAACCAGUUUGUAUUCCAAUCUACCACAUAUCCGUACUGAUACAUUCGUGCAUCUGGUGUGGCAUCAGGAAUUUCUGUCGCGCUUAUGGGGAUCCUUUGGUUAAUCGCAGUAACAUGCAUGUUGUUAGGUAAAUAUCCCUUGAUUUUGGCAGACUUGUCUAAUUUUGAAGAGUAGACAGUUCAAUGACUGGCCAAACAAUAGAAACUCAAUACUAGUUUCAGGUAAAGGGUACUUUCUGAUUAUCUAUUUUCUCAUUUAAAUUUUCAUUAACAACGAUGUAUACUGGAGGUAAAUUUGUGCUGGGGGCUCCUUUUGUCAUUGCCCUUUUGAUCUAUAAAUGCCGACGAAGGCACUUAUCAAUGUAUGAAAGCAUUGAAGAUUUUCUGCAAAGCGACAACAACAUCAUCCCUAUAAGGUACUCCUACAAUGACAUCAAGAAGACGACAAAAGGAUUUAAAAUAAGACUUGGAAAAGGAGGCUAUGGCUCUGUGUUCAAAGGACAACUUCGAAGUGGUCGUGAUGUGGCUGUCAAGAUGUUGGAUAAUGCGGAAGCCAAUGGUCAGGAUUUCAUCAACGAGGUUGCAACACUUGGUAGAAUCCACCAUGUUAAUGUUGUGCAACUCAUAGGUUAUUGUGUGGAAGGAUCAAAGCGUGCUCUUGUAUAUGAGUUCAUGAAAAAUGGGUCUCUUGACAAAUACAUUCUCUCUAAACCUAAUGAUAAUGAGCAAUCCUUGAAUCUUCAUCAAUUGUAUGCCAUUUCUCUCAGAGUAGCUCGUGGUAUUGAAUAUCUUCACAAAGGGUGCAAUAUGCAAAUUCUUCAUUUUGAUAUAAAGCCGCACAACAUCCUUCUUGAUGACAACUUCAUCCCAAAGGUUUCUGAUUUUGGGCUUGCUAAACUCUAUCCUACAAAUGAUAAUAUUAUGUCUCUUACAGCAGCAAGAGGAACUAUAGGAUACAUGGCUCCCGAGCUCUUCUACAAAAAUAUAGGUGGAGUCUCCUAUAAGGCUGAUUUGUAUAGCUUUGGGAUGUUAUUAAUGGAGAUGGCUGGUAGAAGGAAGAAUCUGAAUGUGUUGGCUGAGCAAUCAAGUCAAUUUUAUUUUCCUUUUUGGGCUUAUGAUCAGUUAAAUGAAGGGAAUGAAAUUACCAUAGCAGAUGCAACAGAGGAAGAAAUGAAAGUGGCAAGGAAAAUGCUGAUCGUUGGGUUGUGGUGCAUUCAAACCAAGCCUAGCGAUCGUCCUUCAAUGAACAGAGUUGUGGAGAUGCUUGAGGGAGACGAGCAAGACUUGGAAUUACCUCAAAAGCCUUAUCUAUAUCCAAAAGAGUUACCAGCAAGGGAUGAUAAUGCAUAUUCAACACAACGAUCCAACUCAUCAAGCAAUCAUCCUUCAAGGGAAAAGGCUUUUGAAGCAGAGGAGCAAGAGUCAGUAUCGCCUCAGCAGUCUCUUCUAUAUACACAAGAUUCACCAACAAUUGAUGUUAGUGCUCAUUUACUUUCAACGCCUAGAUCCUCUGAUCCUUUAGUGAAUAAUCCUAAAGAGACAACCUCAUUUUUAACUAAACCGAACAGGAAGGAAAUUGAACCAUUUAAAGUGCUAAAUCUUUAA